Prunus dulcis (almond) is the source of this 1192-nucleotide messenger RNA. RefSeq lists its product as uncharacterized. The coding region runs from base 76 to 957 and encodes 293 amino acids. The record is from RefSeq and is a predicted model, not a curated record. The transcript has a single exon. Lineage: Eukaryota; Viridiplantae; Streptophyta; Magnoliopsida; Rosales; Rosaceae.
CGUGAGCAAGCUCCCUAUUAGCCGUUAGCCCUUUGUUUUUUCUGCUAAGCAGUGAAAGCUUCCUCAGAGCCAACAAUGGCGGAUUUCUCCUACCUCUCUGAUACCGACGAAUCAGCUGUAGAAGAACUUAUAUCUCAAGCACAAGAGCUCUGUGUUCUUGAGCAAGUUUCUGCCAUCAACUGCUCUGGUUUCACCGAUUCUGAACUCCCCACAGAGCUCGAAUGCCGCUUUCGGAAACUCAAAUCGUUCCCAGUCACUAAGCACAAAAACACAGCUCCAGUAAGUGGUUCAGCUCGCCGCAGCUCGAUUGAAGGUAAGGCAGAGCCAGUUUCAGAUGAAGACUCUGAGAUUUUCUCACCGUCUAAACAGAACCCAGAUGAGAAAAUGGGUUCCGAUCCCAAAUCAGUAUCUGGGUCUGUCUCAUCUCCUUUGAAUCCCUCGGAAUUUUCAGUAAGAAAGGGGAAAAAAGGUUCAAAGGUGAAACCGAAACAUGGGUCAGUUUCAUCUCCUUCGAAUUCUUCGAACUCCUCUCCGGAAAGCGCAAUUUUCUCACCAUCCAAACAGAACCCAGAUAAUAAGCGCCGUCCGAAACCCAAAUCAAAAUCUCGAUCAAUUUCUUCUCCAUUUGAUUCUUGUAACUCUUUGAUGGAUUCCCCAUCGCCGCCAAGAAAAUCGGGUUGCUUCUGGUGUUCCCCAAAGACAAAGAGGGCUUCUCACACAAAGAGUAAAGAAAACGGGGCAAGUGAAUUUCGGGUUGGUCUGAAUUUCAUCGACAACGACGAGCUUUUAACGGAUCUGGGAAGGUUUUCAAAGAAGGAGCAAACGAGGAAGCUGAAGAAGGCAUUGAAGGAGGAAGAGAAGGUUUGCAAAGAGGCUGAGAAAAUUGUGAAGUGGGCUAAGCAGGCGUCUGCUAGGAUGACUGUGACUGGCAUUGAAGACGAACUUAGUGAUGAUUAGAGUUCUUAAUACAACGGUAACUUUGGUUUUCAUGGAAACAAAUUAUUAGCAUAUCAAAUAUGUUUCGUUUUCUCUGCGACUUCAUCUCGUAUAUUAUACAUAAAAAGAUCAUAUAUUGUAAAGGGUGAUGUUUUGAAGUAGUUUAGAAACUUAUAAUCAGCAGUUGGAUCAAAUUGGUCUCUGGAGUUUACUUGAUUCGCUUUAGCUGAUGAAUAAAUUGCAAGUAUUGUGAUUU